AUGAGUCUUGAGACUGUAAAGUCGGAUGUUGACGAUCGUCGGUCUUCCAUUAAGGAUGCGCACUACUGGAGAUGCGAGGCCAUGUUCUGGUUGUCAAAAUCGCGAUACAAGGAGGGAAGGCGCCGGAAAAUUUCGGAUCCAAGUUAUUGGAGAUGCGAGGCUGAUUUUUGGAGAGACAAUUGUACAUGUACUUUGGAGGAAGAUCAAGCCAAUCGCAUGAAUAUACAAGAUCCCGAAUAUUGGAAAUGCGAAAGCAGGUUUUGGAAAUCUACUUGCCGAAAAGUCCACGAGGAUGCCCGUUACGACGACAUCGACGACCCAAAAUAUUGGGAGUGCGAGAAUAUGUUGUAUGAGGAGCUUUUGCUACCCAUCAUCUAUCCUGACUUUCAAAAGCCAAGUUAUCACCAAGUCCUGUUGCGGGCCACUGGCGGGACGUAUUUCUUCGACUUCGGCGACGACUCAUCGAAAACCCCGCCUCGCAGAAGCGCUCGACUUGUGAAAUUGCAUCAAAAAGUUGCAGCGAAGGAUGCUGCACCGCAAUGUGCAACGACUGUCCCAACCGACGAAGGUCGUUUCCUCAGGCCGUUAUCACGGUCAGCUCACAUGGCGCUGGAACUUCCACACAACAGGAACCGUGUCAUAAGUAUCACUCCCGCGCUAGAAACCCAAGAUUUACGGGAAAGACAACGGAGAUCUGUCAAUUCGGAAACCACAGCACCACAGCUAGGCCAGGAAACUCUAGCGCCACAGCUCGUCCUAUCACUUUUGGACGAACACAAACCGAUUGAUCCACUUCAGGGAUUUGUUUUUGGAAAUGACAAAGACCGUUGCGAUGUUCUCCUUGAUGGGCGGUCUGAAGGUGUCAGUGGUGUUCAUUUCCGUAUAAGUCUCAACUGGGAGUCGGGAGCACUACUUAUCACGGAUACAUCCUCAUUUGGCACGAAUUUGACCUCCAGUAUUGACGGACUCCAAAACAUUCAACUUCAGCAAGACAAAAUUCCGAUUUUUUCCGGGAAUACUAUACAAGCAGGAGUAGCCAUGUUUAAGAUAAUAAUACCAGAACGAGGAAAUAAUGGUUUGGUUUUCAACCAGAAUCGGCUGCGCUAUUACAAUAAGUGGAAAAGCCAGACUCCACAAAUCGAGACACUUUUGAUUAGCCAGAAAACCCUGACAUAUUUGGACCUUGGCAAGAUUUCUACAUUUGAGGUUUUCGGAAGUGGAACAUGUGGAACGGUCCACAAGGCGGUUGAUGCCAUCGGAAACAUCUACGCGGUGAAGAUGCCCAAGACGUUGAGUGAUCCGGCCGAGAACAGUAAGGAGCACAUUGUGUCCGUAAUCAAGGACAUGGAUAUUCCGGGCCGUCGAGGUUCUCUCCUAGUGAUGGAGUAUAUUAGCAAUGGAACUCUUGAACAACUUGAAAACCUCACUCCUCAAGAUGUCGCGUUGUUGGCCUCUCAGGUUCUUGAUGCCGUGCUAUACCUUCACACUAAUGGCUAUGCUCAUCGUGAUAUCAAACCCGCAAAUAUCCUCGUCAAAUCCAUGGAGCCUUUUUCUUUCGUACUCUCUGAUUUUGAGCUUACGUCGCGGGAUCCUUUACAGACAUUUUUGCGGUUCCAAUAUCACCUCCAAUGCCGUGGGACAACGAUCAGUGGUUUUAAGUCACUUUCUGCGUUCACUCCAAAAAUUGAGCCGUGCUGGAAAACCUUACGAGACUUCGCAAAUACUCUGCUAGAACCAGACCCAGACAAACGUCCGAUAACUCAAGUCUACUUGACCGAGAUCAACAAGAUCCGUAGAGGCGAAGCGACUAAUGUUUCAUUUCGCGAUAGAAAGCGUAAUAUGCCUUCUACUCCAGCCCCGUACGAUCCCAAAGUUAUCACUGCAGACGACCUCAAGAGCUGGGUCCAAUACGAUCAAAGCAAAGACCCUCCCAGGGCGAUAAAUUUGACCAGAAUAUGUUGGGCCCUUUGCCUAUCAAGAGACGCCAUGAGGUCCUACUUGAAGAAUGAAGGGCACACAUCCUACGUUAUGCCUACAACUCCGAGGAAGAAACUUCUUAGAGGCACCUACGUUAACAUAUCCUGUGCUCUAGCGUUUAUAAGAAGCUCUCGUCCGGACCUUAAGAAUCUCAUUACUAACCUCCAACAACUCGACUCUUCAAGCGAAAUGCCAGAAACACCAGAGCCGCCGAUAUCAAUUGCCUCAGAUAAUACUUUUACCCCUCUGUCUCGCCCGCGAACCCUGGGCGAAUCUGCCCACCAACGUUCGGGUCGCUCUAGCACACGGGCGCUGAGAGAAUCGGUCCGCCAAGGCCGGGAGCGCUCAAGCCCGCAAGCGCUGGACGACGCGGCCAUCCGAUUCAUAGAUCCCAGCCUGAUCCACCGGGGUGCUGCUAAUGUAGAGCAAAAUGAUUUAAGUAACCUCCCUGAGUUUGUAAUAAAUUCGACCUUCGACGAUCAACUGUUUUUCGAUUCCUAUAUUGCCUCCCCGCAGGAGUAG
Messenger RNA from Histoplasma mississippiense, 2499 nucleotides. RefSeq lists its product with no specific name. The record is from RefSeq and is a predicted model, not a curated record. Gene Ontology annotation, molecular function: protein binding; ATP binding; protein serine/threonine kinase activity. Bases 1 to 2499 code for a protein of 832 amino acids. NCBI's taxonomy places the organism in Eukaryota, Fungi, Ascomycota, Eurotiomycetes, Onygenales, Ajellomycetaceae. The transcript is spliced from 4 exons. Gene Ontology annotation, biological process: mitotic DNA damage checkpoint signaling; protein phosphorylation. Gene Ontology annotation, cellular component: nucleus; cytoplasm.